Molecule: messenger RNA, 633 nt
Organism: Nicrophorus vespilloides
Lineage: Eukaryota; Metazoa; Arthropoda; Insecta; Coleoptera; Silphidae
Exons: 4
Coding region: 1-633 (210 amino acids)
Source: RefSeq, a predicted model, not a curated record
AUGAACGAAGCUUUGAGCCGCGAAAAGAAUAAGUUGAAGGAGGAAGUCAACUUGUUGCAGGAGAAAAUCCAAAGAUUGGAAAAGUCUUCAGAGCAUCUAGAGAUGGACAAAUUUCGAACGGAAAAUGAAAAUGAAAUGUUGAGAAAAGAAAAUUGCGAUUCGAAGCGAAGAGAAAUGUUAUUGGAAGAGGAAUUGGAUGGAUUGAAGAUGAAAUAUAGUGCUUUGCAGAGCGAAAAUACAGAUUUGAAACUACUCAACUCUGAGUGUCGUGUUCAGGUGAAAUCUUUGAAAGAAACGAUGGAUAAUUUCGAUUCGACUUUGGGACGACUUCGAGGGAAGUUUGAGGACAACUUUGAGGUUUCGUUACGGUCGAUGAUCAAACAGGAAACGAGCUUGAGCAACAUUGAGGAUAAAAUUGCAGAUUUUUUGACGAUGAGUAACCGGGGAACGGAAUGCGCCGAAAAUUUGCAACGACUCGCAGGAAAUCCAUUAGAAGAUAUGACUCGUCAGAUGGAGCUGAAUAGCAGUAAAAUCGAGAAGUUAAUGGCAGAGAAUGACUCCUUGUCGAUUGUAUGUUUAACUUUACAGAAUGGUCUGCAAAUUCGUAUUUCCAAUAAGAUCUGUUUGUUAUAG